GAACCUUCCAGACAACCACCAAAGCAUGUUUCCUCUCCUUCUCAUCCUUCUGGGCCUACAUCCAUGUGUCUCUUCUACUCCACCACCGCUUACCUACGGAUGUCAACCUGCCAAAGGUGAUGAAUGCAUCAAAUCAACCUUCAUUCCCGGCCACAGCCUUUUGGGAAUAGGAUUUGACAUUGUAACCUUGAAGAGGACAGAGGCCUACGUAAUAGACAUGCAUAGGUUUUCCGGUAAGAACAAGAAGUGUAGGGUGUGCAAUAACCCACACAAGAACAAUGCCCGGCAGAAGCUGCCCCUUGCUAUUGCCGAUUGGAGGCCUUACAGCUCCUGCUCUAGGAAGAUUACCAGUGACGUCUCCCGUUCUUCCGUCUCAUUGGCCGAGGAUGCCUCAUCAGGAGUGCAAAAUGACUGGAAGGCAGGUUUGGAGCUUCAGGCUCCCGUGGGAAAUGUAAAAGCAGUGCUAGCCGGAUCCCACUCCCAGCUGGCCAAGUUUGUGGAGAGUAAAACUAAUCGUGACCGUUACAGUUUUCUUCGACAUCAGCUCAAAUGUCUCUACUACAGCUUACGCCUCACACCCAAGCCUCCAUUAAGCAAUCAUUUCUGGAAGGAGCUACAAGACCUGCCCAAGACUUACGACACCGGCACACAGCAAACGUUUUACAGGUUCAUUCGAGUUUAUGGCACUCAUUAUAUCAGCCAAGCUGAGGUGGGAGGCCAAGUGUCAGAGGUCACAGCCAUCAGAACCUGCCAAGCGACCAUGGAUGGCCUGUCUUUGGAUGAACUGAAGGACUGUCUCAGCUUGGAGGCCUCUGCUUCUGUCACAGGCAAAAUGGAGGCCAACGCUGAAGCCAAAACCUGCAAGGAAAUGAGCCAGAAAGCCACCCGUGGUGAGAGCUUCCACAAGACCUUCAAUGAAAAAGACUGGCAGAUAUCUGGUGGCAAAGUGACCUUUGAUCUCCUCUCCUUCGACGUCAGUAAAGAUGGCAGUACGGCCGCUUUCGGAGAAUGGAUGGAGAGCCUGAAGUCCCACCCAGAUAUUGUCACCUACUCCCUGGAGUCCGUUCACAACCUAGUGAGAUUCAAAGGGCCACAAAAGGAGAAUCUGAGGAAAGCUAUCAGUGAUUACAUCAUGGAGAAGGCUCUGAGGAAGAACUGUUCCUGCCCAGGGGGCACUUACCCAAACCAGGGGGCGGAGUGUUCGUGUGUCUGUAGCCAAAGCCCUGACAGAAAUGCAAAUUGCUGCCCAACCAGAAGAGGGCUUGCUAAGCUGGCGGUGACCAUCAAUCGAGCCUCAGGUCUCUGGGGGGAUUAUGGGUCUAAAACCGACGCGUAUGUGCAAGUCCUGUUCCGUUCUACAAAGGCGGUGACACCCACCACGUGGAACAAUAAUAACCCCGUCUGGAACGAACGCUUUGAUCUGGGAGUCGUGGAACUGAGCCCCGGGGAAGAGCUGAAGAUCGAAGUUUGGGACGAAGAUAAUAAAUAUGACGAUGACCGCAUUGGGUUUUGUAAACGUACCCUGACCAGCGACUUAAACAAACAAAUCUGCUACUGUGACCAUGGCCGCCUAGAUUAUACUCUGCACGUGGCUUGUCUUCCUCACCUCUCCGGGCCCUACUGCCAAGAUUAUGCCCCUUCUAAAGAAUAGCCCCCCAACUUGUAUAUACACAGGUAUGGGACCUGUUAUCCAGACCUGGGGCUUUCCUUAAUUUAUAUCUCCAUAUCUUAA
This is a messenger RNA of Xenopus tropicalis (tropical clawed frog), 1732 nucleotides long. RefSeq names its product perforin 1 gene 2 (gene prf1.2). The record is from RefSeq and is a predicted model, not a curated record. NCBI's taxonomy places the organism in Eukaryota, Metazoa, Chordata, Amphibia, Anura, Pipidae. Gene Ontology annotation, biological process: transmembrane transport. The transcript is spliced from 3 exons. The coding region runs from base 26 to 1651 and encodes 541 amino acids.